This is a messenger RNA of Dioszegia hungarica, 2058 nucleotides long. RefSeq lists its product as uncharacterized. The coding region runs from base 1 to 2058 and encodes 685 amino acids. The record is from RefSeq and is a predicted model, not a curated record. The transcript has 4 exons. NCBI's taxonomy places the organism in Eukaryota, Fungi, Basidiomycota, Tremellomycetes, Tremellales, Bulleribasidiaceae.
AUGUCGAGACAGCAUCAACCUUAUGCUUAUCAACCACCUCCAUCACGUUCACGUCCACGCUCGCCAGACCGGCCCUUCCAUCAGCAUCCACAAGACCUUCAGCCGCAGCAAGGGCAGUACUAUCAGCAGUAUGCAGGACCGAGCUCGGCGAUACAGCGGGAGGAUCAUCUCCACCACGACCGGUACCAACCUCCACCACCUCCACCCAUCGCCUCAUCCUCCCGUACCUUUGCUUUCCGUCCCCCCGCUAUCGCCUCGCUUAGCCGCACAUCAGCCUAUGCUGGUCCGGCUACACUACCCACUCCAUCCACAUCCAGGGCGUCGACAUCACCUACCAAGGGAUCGGUCGGCUAUCGUCUGAGCGCGUCCAGUUCGGGACGCGAUCACCGGGUUAGAGACGGCGAUGGAGAUGAUGAUCUCGCCUCGUCUGGCGAGGAUGGCGGCGCGCAGAAGCUCGAGGUCAAGCGGGAGAAGAACAGACUCAAGCAGAGAAAUUUGAGAUUACGUCGCGCCAAUCACGUCUCUACGCUCGAAGCGUCCAUCGAGGCUCUGGAGAAGAAAAGCAAGCUCGUCGAAGCACAGCACGAGGAGGCACAGGCCAGUCUGAAGCAGUAUGUGGCUCGGCUGGAGGCAGUGCUGCGGCAGAAUGGGCUAGAGGCGGAAUUGUGGGCGUCUCAGGCUGGUGGAUCGACCAUACCAGCGCACCGCGCGACUAGUCCCCGGCGUCGAGCUAGCGAAGGAGGCGCGGAAGGUGCUGGUCGGGAGAAGAAGCGGCGAAGGGGGACGGAGGGUGAUAAGGACGGAGUCGACGCGUCUCUCGGCCAUCAGGGCGGCGAGGGAGAAUACCAGCACGUCGGCCGAGAGGACAGCACCCACACGGCAGACGACCCUCCCAAUGACGCCCUCAUCCCUCCCGCAUCCAGUGCCGAACACAGCCGACCGACAAGCUCGACUUCUUCCUUCGCGCCAAUCCAUCUCGGCAAGACACACACAUCCCACUUCAGCACCGCUCCCUCCCCCCGAUCUAUCCGUAUCGAGGAUCUGCUCUCCCCAUCUCUGGCUUUGAACGAGUCGCCUCCGGUACCCGUGAGCGCGUAUACCAUUGGUACACCGUAUCAGCUCGCUCCGGCGCCGAGCGAGCACUCGGAUCAGGCAAGCAGUAUCGUGCGCCGGCCGUCGGUACAUCGCGGAGGACAUGCCAUGUCGGCCGAGGGCUCGUCAGAGUCGCUUGGUUCUCGGUCCAGCGUAACGGCGUGUGCCACGGCUAGCGUGAGUACCAGCGCAUUGAGGCGUUCCCCAGGCUAUGCCGACGCACAUCCCCCGGUCCCUCUCCCUCUCCCCGCCCCGCCUCCGCUAGCAGGGCAUGUCAUCCCGCCCCACCUCCAUCCUUCCAUCCACACCGCUCGCCUUCUCUUCCGCGUGCUCCUCGCGCAACAACCAGAGGUUCCCAUCUCGCACUGCAUCCUCCCUCCCCUCAAUCCCCAGCAGCAAACCAUCAUCCUCAAUGCCAUCUACAACCUCACCACCUCUGCCUUCCGAGACGAGAUCAACGCAUCCCAGGUCCGCCUCAUGCCUGCCAUCAUCUCCAAGAUCCUCCUCGAAUACUCGUACUCGUCAAAAGCGGAUCUCCGCGUCAUCCUCAUGCCCAUCGCUAUCCUCCGCGGCCGGAUCGUUGGCUUCCUCACGGACGGCCUGCCCUUUGACAUCACCGCAUUCGUCACGCACGUCUUGGCGGACGCGCGGAUAUUUGGGGAUACAGGCGAUCCCGACUCGUGGGAGAUGAGCGAUACCUUCUGGGACGUGUGGGGUGGAUGGUUUAAGGCUGGCAGGCACUUUUGUGGGAGCUUGUCGGGGUGGAGGAGGCGGCAUGGGCAUACUGGGUCCAAUAUCGUGGAGAUACUGCUGGGCUUGGAGGGGGAGCACAGCAGGAUGACCGAAUUGAUUGGACGACCGCCGGAAUGGGUGAGGCCGGUGUUUGAGCCGCCCGCGAAGGAGAUGGUAGAGAGUGUGGAGCUUAUUAGUGAGAAUGGCGAUGCGGAAGCGCAUGAUACGUUGUAG